AGUUACGCAGUGAACACGUCGAUCUCAACCAAUUUCGAAGCUUUCUGCAUUGAGUCGUAACAGCAAAGAGAAGAGAAGAUGGCAGACAAGGUAGCAGCAACGGCAGUCGCCGCUAGCCCAGCAUCAGCUAGCCCAGCAGCGCAGGCUACACCGACCAAAAAGGCAGCAGGAGCCAAGGCAAAGAGCCCUCGUGCCAAGCCAGCGCAUCCACGGACUUCUGACAUGGUUACCAGCGCCAUCCAAACGCUAAAGGAACGUGGAGGUUCAUCUCUGCAGGCUAUCAAGAAAUACAUCGCGUCAACGUACAAAGUAGACGCUGAAAAACAAGCACCGUUUAUCAAGAGAUAUUUGAAGUCAGCUGUGGCUACUGGAGCUUUGGUACAGACCAAAGGUAAGGGUGCUUCUGGGUCUUUCAAAAUUCCAACCAACAAAUCUGACGCACCGAAGCCCAAGGUGAAGCGUGCUGUACCGAAGGCAACUGUCCCCAAAAAGAAGCCCGCUGCAUCGACUGUUGCAGUGGCCAAAAAGCCUGCUACUGCUGUCAAGAAGGCGGCAGCUGCUAAGAAGCCCAGUGCUGUAACACCACCCACAAAAGAAAAACGCAAAGCAGUCAAGAGCCCGGCUGCUAAAUCGCCAAAGGUGAAAAGCCCAUCGAAAGCUAAGAAGGCUGCCAAGGCACCAACCAGCAAACCUAAGGCGCCUAAACCAAAAAAGGCAGCAGCUGCACCCAAAUCUGCAAAACCUGCAGCGAAAAAACCAGUUGCAUCAAAGAAGAAGUGAAUCCGUAUGACUCCGAUGAGUCAUCUCUAACAGCAGACCAAGAAAAUAGUUAUCAAACGGCCCUUUU
This is a messenger RNA of Neodiprion virginianus, 847 nucleotides long. Its product is annotated as histone H1-like. The transcript has a single exon. Gene Ontology annotation, molecular function: nucleosomal DNA binding; structural constituent of chromatin; double-stranded DNA binding. Gene Ontology annotation, biological process: chromosome condensation; nucleosome assembly; negative regulation of DNA recombination. The coding region runs from base 79 to 780 and encodes 233 amino acids. Gene Ontology annotation, cellular component: nucleosome; nucleus. Lineage: Eukaryota; Metazoa; Arthropoda; Insecta; Hymenoptera; Diprionidae. The record is from RefSeq and is a predicted model, not a curated record.